Molecule: messenger RNA, 2466 nt
Organism: Cyprinodon tularosa
Lineage: Eukaryota; Metazoa; Chordata; Actinopteri; Cyprinodontiformes; Cyprinodontidae
Product: gastrula zinc finger protein XlCGF57.1-like
Exons: 2
Coding region: 29-1807 (592 amino acids)
Biological process (GO): DNA repair; regulation of transcription by RNA polymerase II
Molecular function (GO): DNA-binding transcription factor activity; RNA polymerase II cis-regulatory region sequence-specific DNA binding
Source: RefSeq, a predicted model, not a curated record
AGAAAACUUUCUUAAAAAAGAACAUUUAAUGGAUCACAUAAGAACUCACACAGAGCUCCUUCAGGAUUAUAUUGGAAAAGAGGAGGAUUUCUCUGACCAGCAGCUCUGUGGACAGGAGAGGAAUUCCAGUUUGGACGAAGAGGAACCAGAAGCUCUGCAGAUAAAAGAAGAGCAGAAAGAACCAGAACAUCCCUGGACAAAAGAGGAAACCAUGGAGCUCCCCAUUAGUGAGCAUGAAGAGCAGCUUGUUCUGAAGCAGGAGACUGAAGAUACAGAAGAGAAACCUUUCCCAAGUUUAACAAAUGGAGAAAAAAUUAUAAAAAAUGAACAUUUAAUGGAUCACAUCAGAAUUCACUCAGGUGAGAAGCCUUUUGAAUGUCUGUCCUGUGGAAGAAUGUUCAAAAAGAAAUUUAAUCUUUAUACACACAUCAGAAUUCAUACAGGUGAGAAACCCUUUUCCUGUAGAAUUUGUAAAAAGAAUUUUACUGAAAAGGGUAGUUUGAUUUCUCACAUGAGAAUUCACACAGGAGAGAAGCCUUUUUCCUGUACCGUUUGUAACAAGAAUUUUACUGUAAAGGGUAGUUUGACUUCUCACAUGAGAAUUCACACGGGUGAGAAUCCUUUUGUAUGUCCGUCCUGUGGAAAAAGCUUCAACUUUAAGUCUCAUCUUAAUAAUCACUUCCAAAUUCACACAGGUGAGAAGCCUUUUGUAUGUCUGUCCUGUGGAAAAAGCUUCACCUCUAAGUCUAAUCUUAAUAUUCACUUCCGAAUUCAUACAGGUGAGAAACCUUUUUCGUGCACAUUUUGUGGCAAACGUUUCACUCUAAAAUGUGAUUUGACUUCUCACAUGAGAAUUCACACAGGAGAGAAGCCUUUUUCCUGUACCGUUUGUAACAAGAAUUUUACUAUAAAGGGUAAUCUGACUUCUCACUUGAGAAUUCACAUGGGUGAGAAGCCUUUUGUAUGUCCGUCCUGUGGAAAAAGCUUCAACUCUAAGUCUCAUCUUAAUAAUCACUUCCAAAUUCACACAGGUGAGAAGCCUUUUGUAUGUCUGUCCUGUGGAAAAAGCUUCACCUCUAAGUCUAAUCUUAAUAUUCACUUCCGAAUUCAUACAGGUGAGAAACCUUUUUCGUGCACAUUUUGUGGCAAACGUUUCACUCUAAAAUGUGAUUUGACUUCUCACAUGAGAAUUCACACAGGAGAGAAGCCUUUUUCCUGUACCGUUUGUAACAAGAAUUUUACUAUAAAGGGUAAUCUGACUUCUCACUUGAGAAUUCACAUGGGUGAGAAGCCUUUUGUAUGUCCGUCCUGUGGAAAAAGCUUCAACUCUAAGUCUCAUCUUAAUAAUCACUUCCAAAUUCACACAGGUGAGAAGCCUUUUGUAUGUCUGUCCUGUGGAAAAAGCUUCAACUCUAAGUCUAAACUUAAUGAUCACUUCCGAAUUCAUACAGGUGAGAAGCCUUUUUCCUGUACCAUUUGUAACAAGAAUUUUACUGAAAAGGGAAAUUUGACUAAACACAUCAGAAUUCACACAGGUGAGAAGCCUUUUUCCUGUACAAUUUGUGACAAGAAUUUUACUGUAAAAAGCAGUUUGACUACUCACAUGAGAAUUCAUACAGGUGAGAAGCCUUUUUGCUGCACGAUUUGUGGCAAACGUUUUACUUUAAAAACAGAUUUGACUUCUCACAUGAGAAUUCACUCUGGUGAGAAGCCUUUUUCCUGCACCAUUUGUAACAAGAAUUUUGCUGUAAAAAGCAGUUUGACUAGACACACGAGAAUUCACAAAGGUGAGAAGCUGUUCUCCUGAAUGAUUUGUGAACGGUUUUAAAUGAGAAGGUAAUUUGAGUAUUCAGAUGACAUUUCUUCAUGCAUGAUGUGGAAUGAUAUAUAUAUAAAAAAGAAAAACUUUGGUCCACAUAAGUCACAGCAGUUAGACGCUACAGGAAUGAACAGUAGAGGCGUUUUCCAUGUUUGACUGGUGAUAAAAUGUCCAUCUAGAAACUCCACCUCAUUGCAUGAGACACUCACAGGUUAAUGGUCUUUUUGGAGAAAUCCAUUAAUUAACAACUUUGUUUACAUAGAAACUAGAACAUAUAAGGUGUUAUAUUGUAAACCUGGUAAAUAUUCAGGUCCUGGACGAAUAUGUGGAUGUAAACAAAUUGAAUUAUUUUGGGGCUGAGUAAAUUAGAUUUACAUGGCAAAAAGGAAACAUUGUCCUGACCAAAUAAAAAGUUCAGCACAAUUCACAAUUUAUUACUUUUUCUGUAAUGAAGGGAAUAAACAUAAUAAAGUGCAACAACAACAUCUUGGUUACAAAUGAACCAAGUUUGCUGCCCAUACAACAAUCGUUAUAGAUGUUUAAAUUGAAAGAACUUCUACUAACCCUAAUAUGCCAUUGUGGCAUGGUGUGGCACAACCGUUUCUGGAUGAAAACAGGCUUUUAUUCAGAUGAAAAUAUCCUCUGAU